UCUACGUCAGCUGUGACGUAUUUCCUGCCAGACUUCGUCCACCCCGUCGUCGCAAAGCUAUCGACGGAAGAAAUUUGACCCCAAAAAGGUUUUUAACCAAAGCUGAAAUGUUUAAACUUGAAGGACUCGGUCCGAAAAUGGACCCAGAGGAGAUGAAAAAGAAAAUGCGAGAAGACGUCAUUUCCUCUGUACGGAACUUUCUUCUUUACGUCGCUCUGCUCAGAGCCGCCCCAUAUGUGCUAAAGAAGCUGGACAGCAUAUGAGAAGAGGCCGAAGUCCAGCUGGAUUUACCACCAUCAAUCAAGAGAUUCCAGCAUCAGAGACGGCGAGGACCUGCAGCAGAUGUGGGCCAUUGAAGCAUCUCUUGUUCUUCCAUCACUGCUUCAAAGAUCUUUUUUUUUUUUUUAGUUUUGUUAAAUGUUUUAAAUGUCUGUCAGCCUUUAUAUUUAACACUUACUGUUUGUUAAGUGGAGAGUUCUGUUCAAAGAAAUGUCUUUUAGUUGUACCGCUCAAUAAAUGGAAACAAUGGUAAUUUA
Molecule: messenger RNA, 536 nt
Organism: Oryzias latipes (Japanese medaka)
Lineage: Eukaryota; Metazoa; Chordata; Actinopteri; Beloniformes; Adrianichthyidae
Gene: tomm5
Product: translocase of outer mitochondrial membrane 5 homolog (yeast)
Cellular component (GO): mitochondrial outer membrane translocase complex
Source: RefSeq, a predicted model, not a curated record